Messenger RNA from Hemicordylus capensis (graceful crag lizard), 8239 nucleotides. It is a transcript of the gene SPHKAP, whose product is annotated as SPHK1 interactor, AKAP domain containing. The record is from RefSeq and is a predicted model, not a curated record. Bases 384 to 5573 code for a protein of 1729 amino acids. Lineage: Eukaryota; Metazoa; Chordata; Lepidosauria; Squamata; Cordylidae. Gene Ontology annotation, molecular function: protein kinase A binding. The transcript is spliced from 13 exons. Gene Ontology annotation, cellular component: cytoplasm.
GAAGGUGCCCCUGCGCUCCCUGAGAGCGCCCGAGGGGCAGCUGCCGGAGGCCGGGGCUGCUCGCCGCCCACUUCACGCUUCCAGGCAGCUGCGAGCUCCUCCCGGCAGGAGGCUCUCCUGGGCAGCAGCGCAGGCGAAGGGGUGGGUUGGGUUGGCCCCCCCUCCCCGCGUUUCCUGGUGGACUUUAUUAAAGGACACUUUGCGCGGCAGCUUUCGGAGAUCGAGACUGAAGACAAGCUGCAAGGAGAGGAUGAAUCUGCACAUUUCCCAAGGAAUAAUGUCUGACAUCUAGAGCAGUGUUUGGAAGAUGCAACAGGAGCCGAGUCCUCACAAGGAUAGGCUGUUCUUCAGUAUGGCCGAAGUGCUGCUGAGCAGCGGAAUGCAUGCACGGAGGGGAGGGGGAACAAUUUUUGAUGCUUCCAUUAGUGCUCCUUGCGUUCCAGAAAUAUGUCCCCGAGGGCUGCGUCUCUUGCUUCAUCCUCCCAACACUGCUCUGGAGCAACUUUGAAUUCCCACUGAUGUAUGAAGUUUCAGAGCACCAAAGCAGCGGCACUGAUAGUUCAGGAAGCAGUCUAGGAAGCUCAGUUACAGCAUGUAAGAAGGUCCUCUGCAGUAACAGCCUCCUUGAGUCCACCGACUACUGGCUCCAGAAUCAGAGGACACCAUGCCGAAUUGGCAUUGCGGAAGACAAGUUAGAAAAGAAUUAUGCCUCAGUGUGCUUUGUGAAUCUGGAUGCAUGCAAAGAUGAUUGCAAUGAUGAACACUUGAAACAGAGAUUGAUCAGCAUCUCCCCGAAUCUCCCAAAGCUUAUCAGCUCCAUGAAUGUACAGCCACCAAAGGAGAAUGAAAUCAUCCUGCUGAGUGGAUUAAGUUCAGGGACCCCUCACGCUGAUGUUGAAGUACCCCAGUGUUCUUGGCUGGCAGAUGUCUGUCUGGUUCAGUGUGCAAGAGGAAACCGAAAAAACAGCACAAGCUGCAUCAUCUUUGAAAUAAACAAGUUUCUGAUUGGGCUGGAGCUCGUGCAGGAGAGGCAGCUGCACAUCAAGACGAGCAUCUUAAAGCCCGAGGACGAUACUAACUGCUCAGUGUCCUCAAUAGAGGAAGAUUUUCUUACUGCCUCAGAAUACUUUGAAGAUGAGAAUGAGGCUGAUGAGCAUCAAAAUGGUCAGGAAAAACAAAGUGACACAGAGUCUGUAGCAGAGUUCAAAAACUAUAAAGGGAAAGGACUUGAAAGCCUACAUUGCAAAAAGGCUAGGCUGCCAUGUACUCUGGAAACUAAUUGUAUUUACAAAGACAGCACUGCUCCUGCUAAAACUUCAAGUUCAUCUGAAGAAGACUUUAAUAGCGAAGAUAGUGUUUUACAAACUGUAGGGAAGGCUGUUAAACAGCUACACUGGAAGGCUGAUACUGGAAAGCCAUUCUCUAAUACAGAUGAUCUGGAUGACUCUUCUAGAAGUGAAACAGACAAUUCUGAUGUGUCAGAAGAGGCAUCUUUGGCUAUAAUGGCUAAGGAGGAAAUGAUUUCUUUGGAUGAUGCAACAGCAAAACAAAGCAGUCAACUACACGCACUGGAUUGUAGAGAUAAAAGGUUGCCUCAUCUUCCCUUGCAAAAUGAACCAGCAACCACAGGUCAGUUUGCUACAAACCUGGCAGAGUCUGUUCUGCAAGAUGCAUUCAUCAGAUUGUCUCAGUCUUCUUUUCCCAAAGAGGCUGCCAUCAGUAUCUCUGUUGGUAACCCCCUAACUUCAGCUACAUAUACAACACAGAAUGUAAUGGUUUCCCGAUCAUGGAAUGAACUUCCAAAAAUUGUCAUUGUUCAAACUCCAGAUGGCUCUGAAAAUACAUCUGAAUUGCCUGGGUCUAGCUUACCGAAUUUGUGUCCUUGGUCUGAAGCUGAACCUUCUCCCGAAGUUACAGAUUGGUUACAAGACAGCAGCUCCAAUGGAAGCACUCAGAGUGCUUUGGAAGUCGCUUUGGCUUGUGCAGCAACAGUCAUUGGUACCAUUUCAAGCCCCCAUGCUGCUGGGCAGCUCAAAAAAGAACAGGAAUUGAUGACCUCUAAAGAUGAUAUGGUUGAUAAUGAGGAAUUAGAGGCAACACCUUCCGAAAGCGUCAGUAAUUGCACCACUAUAGACUAUUCGUUUCCAUCUGCCCUGUGUGGUAUGACUCAAGUAGCAAGUGCUGUUGCUGUCUGUGGUCUUGGUGAAAUAAAAGAAGAUAAGUAUCCUGUAACAUCAGGUGGACUCUUAUCUGCUGCUGAGACAUCAGCAGCCAUUACCCUGCACUGCAGCAUAGCCAUAGGCAGCAGCAUGGAGAAUCUGAACAAUGGCAUUGCACAAGCACUAUUCAAAGAAGCAUCUUUAGUAUUAACCAAACCUGAGACAUACAGAAAUAUUGGGGACUUUAUGGACUCCAUAAAUGGGAAGAUUGUUCAGGCCGCGACAAAACCUCCAGUUCCACACUUGGAUGAAGUCAUUGUUGAUGAACUUGCCCAGAACUUAUCCAAUGUUAUUCUCAGACACUCAGUAGAAGAGGUUAGGAAAAAGCAGCUAAACACCAAUUCAGAGCAAAACAUAGACCUCGGUACCCAAGAUGUUUUUAUUGCCACUGCAAAUAAAUUGCUUUUUAAUGUGCUGUACUUCACUUGUAAAAAAAUGAGUGCCAUUUCACAGCUUAGCGAAUGUUCAAAUACCUUUGCAGAAGAUAAUCUUAGUUGGCAGGUAAUGGAGAGCCAACCAAAAGAUGCAACAAAUGAUCUGUUACAAUCCCCAAACUGCUCCACUAAUAAGCCCUUUAGUACUCUCUGUGGCACGAAUCCUGACAAGGAUCUUGUGUCUUUAAAUAAUUCUGUGAAAGACAUGAAAGGAGAAACUGUGGCAGAUGCUCUGGAACCGGCCAAACUUCAUGUAGAUUUGCCACCUACCACCAGUUCUCAUAGUUUAUCCUCUGGAAGAACAUCUCCCAAGAAAAGAUUUUUGAAAAGAAGUGCAAGAGAAUGUUACAAAUCCACAAAUCCAAGUAACAAUCCAACUAAGAGAGAACUCCGAUCAUUUACUGGCAGAGAAAACACGACAACAACCAGUGAAUGCAGACAUGGCAUUCAAGAACUGCAACCUUCCAGUGCUACAGUAAGUACAGAAAAUCAUGAAGAGCACACUUAUGAUGCAACUUGGCACAAUGAAGGCCAGCUCAGCAUGUCCAUAUUGGGCAAUCAAAGCUUCUUGCCUCCCCAACCUCUACUACAGUUGAAGCACCCAACAGAUAAAUACUGCAUAGCGGAUUUUGCAGAAGAAUUGGCAGAGACGGUGGUCUCUAUGGCAACAGAAAUAGCUGCCAUUUGCCUUGACAAUUCAAAUGGCAAACAACCCUGGUUCUGUGCAUGGCAGAGAGGAAGUGAAUAUUUGACACCCCAGGGUUUGUCAUGCCGAACUAUCAAAAGGAAGAAGGAAACACAGUCUAAUGGUUCCAUUGUGAGAAAGCAUAGGCCACCUAGGCUGAGUGAGAUCAAGAGAAAAACAGAUGAACACCCCGAGCUAAAAGAGAGGCUUAUGAAUAGGGUAGUGGAUGAAUCCAUUAACUUUGACGACACACUGGAUUCUAGCAGUAGUUUUGCCAGUGAAGUGGCAGCUAAAAUUAUGAACUUAGCAGAACUUUCUGUGACUGAUAAUGUGUGGCAGAGUCCAAACCAUCCUCGAAACAAACUUCACUGCGACAGGUGGAACAGGGUCAAUGCAUCCAGCUGUGAAAGCAUCCCUGAGGAGGACUCAGAUUCCAAAGGGUCUGCAAAUACUUUGGGUCUCAUGAACACUUUAGGGCAGCCCAUAAGCAGGACUAGUUCAGUCUCCAAGCAGUCCAGCUGUGAAAGCAUUACAGAUGAGUUUUCAAGGUUUAUGGUCAAUCAGAUGGAAAGCGAAGGACGAGAGUUUGAUUUACUCCUUGACUACUAUGCUGGGAAAAAUGCAAACAACAUCUUAACUGCUGCACUGCAACAAGUCAGCAAGAAAAAUGGCCACCUCAGCGUCAAGCCAAGUUGCCCAUCCAAACAGUCAAGCACAGAAAGCAUAACAGAAGAAUUUUACAGAUAUAUGCUCAAGGAAAUAGAAAAAGGAAAUAAAGAAGAUGGGUCCUCUAUGAGGAGUGCAAAAGACUGGGGUAGCAGUUUAUUACCUCCUUCCCAGAGGUCACCUUUUUGUUUUAGGCAGUCCUCCAUGCCUGAUAGCAGAUCCUCGGCUUCCAGACUAACAGUGAAUGUGCCCAUCAAAGCUAAUUCUUUAGAUGGGCUUUCACGCAAUGGACACCAGGAUUCUUUAAGCGUACAGCCAGUCAGCACAGUGUCUUCUUCAGGGCUUUGCAAAUCAGACUCUUACCUGUACCAAAGAUGUAGGACUGAUCAGGUAACAGACAUGCUGAUUCAUGAGACCUGGGCAAACUCCAUCAAAGCCCUAAUGUGCAAGAACAAAAUCAUUGCAGAUGAUGGGGGGGUUACUGAGCUUGACCAGUGUCCCCAUGACUCCCCACCACAUGUUCAGCAAUACGCAAACAGGCUAGCUGCAAAUAUUGUUGAAAGUGGGAAGACUUUAAUUGCUAUCCAUCAGGAUUCCACAAACAGAGAACAUGGAGCAGAAGGCAGCCACGUCCCAGGAGAGAUGCAAAAUAACUGUAAGCCAAUAGGAGACAGACUAGAUUUAGAUGUACAAAAACAAUCUGCUGCAACUGGACUCUUUCCUGCCAACCAUAUGAGCUCUGCUGCAUGCCUCAGGGAAGUGCCUUUGAUUCAGAUCGAAACAGAACAAAGAGAAGACAGUGAUAAAGGUCCGGAGCCCAUAACCAAAGUUAACAUUGCAUCUGGGAAAACACGGGAGUAUUUCAACAAAGAAAAAGCUCCAGAAGUAGAUUUGGGAAGACCCCUGGUUUCCUUAAUAAACAGCAGCUUAAAUAUGCAAAGUGGCCCCAACGCUGAAGAGGCUAAAGUCAUGGAAGAGGUUCCGGUGCCUCUCAGCAGCAGUGAUGAAAGCACAGGCAGCAGCUGGUGUCAGCUGGCAAAUGACGAGGACAAUCCUGAUGAUACAAGCAGCUACUUGCAACUCAGUGAGAGAUCUAUGAGCAAUGGCAACAGCAGUACCACUAGCAGUCUUGGCAUUAUGGACCUGGAAAUUUGUCAGGAAAACAUGCCAUCUUCUCGUACAAUUCAUGAGUUGGUAGAAGAAAACACAUUCCAUCCUAAACAGCCAGAAAAGGUAGAAGAAUGCACUUCUGGUUUAUCCAUGGGAACAACCAAUGGGCAAAAGGAUCUCUUGGUGAUAAACUUUGACUUGGAACCAGAAUGCCCUGAUGCAGAACUGCGUGCUACACUUCAAUGGAUAGCUGCAUCUGAGCUUGGAAUUCCCAUUAUCUAUUUUAAGAAAUCUCAGGAAAAUAGAAUUGAAAAGUUUUUAGAUGUUGUACAGCUCGUCCACCAGAAGUCCUGGAAAGUUGGCGAUAUCUUUCAUGCUGUGGUCCAGUUCUGCAAGCUCCAUGAAGAAAGCAGAGAGCUGACUCCAAGCCUCUUUGAUUGGCUUCUCGAAUUGGGAUAAAAAACCUUGUUAGCACUAUUUGUUUUCAUUUUUAAUCCAUCUUAAGUGGCAGUGAUUUGUGAGUGGCCCUCUUUUUCAAAACAUCAGCGUAUAGACUGAGCGGAAAGGCACAUAUUGUGCAGUUGCACCACGAGUCUGUUUUGAAGCUGAGCAGAGUUAAAAAGGAAGGAACAGAGAACCAGCAUAUCUCAUUCUAUCGCAUGGGGCACCUUGCCUUUUAGAAUGUACUGUUAUAGGAGAGGAUUGGGGUGUGCAAUUUAAAGGAGCAAACUGUUGCGAAGGUUGGAUGAAGAAGACACCUAUUUCCCAUAAUCAGACAUUCACAAGUAUCUGUUGGCAGUGUGUAUUGACUGACACUGGAUUCGCACACUAAAAAAGGUAAUUUUAAGAAACUUUGUAGUUUCGACUACACUGUUGGUUUGCAGAAUGCCAGCCAAAUGAAUAUGUAGGAGGAAAAUGUCUCUGAAUAAAUUCUAUGUCAUUAUGUUUUCAAAGUACUCCAGAGGAGCAGAAAGAGGAGUUUCAGCUCUUGAACUGUGUCUCAAAGAAGUGACACUCACAAGCUAUUGAAAUUGCUUUUUUAAAAGGCUGUAGCCUUUCAAUAGACAUACCUGUUCUGCUGAAAGAAAUAAAAUUCAGGUCAGCAGAUUUUAAUUUUACAACUCAUCUGGAGUCCCCCCCGCCCCUUCCCUGCAGUAAUCACAGCCUGUGCUCCAGUGAAUGCAAUACGGGACUGCUCAUUAACAGAUCUGAGGCCCACACACAGUUUUGAGAACAUCUUGCUGUGAGACUGUGGGCAGGUACUGGCACCUCUAAACUUCACUUUUUCAGUUAUAAUUGCAAUUCAUGUCCUUUGUAAAUCACUUUGUAAUCUUUGAAUAAACAGAGAUGCUUUUUUAAAAAAGGAUUAAACUGUUACAGGCUGAUCCUCUGCAUGUUUACUCAGAGAUGCCACUGCACUCAGUGGAACUUACUUCCAAGUAAAGCAUGCAUAGGAUGGCACCCUUAGUCUAAUUAAAUUAUUAUCAAUUAGACUAAUGUUUAAAAUAAAAUUCAGUUUAAUUUCGGCUGACCUGGAAAUAAAGAUAUAAACAUGCAGGGUUUUUCAUAUAAAUGAAAUACAAAUGGACCUUGCUAUACGUGGUACCGCUAUUUGCGUUUCCACAUAGCUGUAGUGGCCUAAUUGCCACCCAGCCUUGAUAUCUGUGGAUACAAAAGGGUUAAAACCCAUGUAUCCACAGUUUGGAGAUGCCAGAAAUUACCUUGGGGGUCAUUUCCAGAUGCCAUUUUGUUAAAGGGGGCCAUUUUGUAGCACAUUUAGUGCAAAAAAACCCCUUUUAAAACAAAAAAUCACAAAAUGUUGGAGGAAUUUGGACUUCUGGGGGGGGCAUUGCUGGACAGCCCAAAACCCAUGGAGCAUAGUAGGACAUUUACUUUACUUUUGCCACCCGCUUUUUUGGCCGUUUUUAGCAUGGUUUUCCCAGGCUCCAGGAACCUAAGCCCCGAUCCCUAUUGCCACAAUGCCACAUUAUCCACAGUUCCCAUAUCCGUGGUUCCAGCAGAGAAUAGAACCCACACGGAUUACAGGGUUCACCUGUACAACAUAACUGUUGACACUUUUAAAGCAUAACUUCUAUAGUGUAACUUUUCACUCUGAAAUUACUGUAAGUGUUUGGGGUUCUUUUUACUAUAUUUGUCUAUGCCAAACUCCAGUACCUUGCUUUUCAAAUAACUAGUUGUUUUCACAUCAGUACCCCACUAAGUAUCUUCAUUCCAGAGUGUCCAUUUCAUCUGCUAAUACACUUCACAAUGCAGCUAUUCAAAGUAUUGAAAUUAUAUAUAUUAUGUGAUUUGCUUCUUUGAGAAUAAUAAAUGCAGUCUUUUGGCCAUAUAGAGAUUUUUGUCUAUCUUCCUGAAAAUAUAUGAAAGGCAUAUUUUAUUUUCUUGAUAAGAGUAUAUGAUUUUGUAAUGUCCAGAAAAUAAAUUAUCUUUUUGCACUAUUUUUGAAGUAAUUUUAAAAAAAUUGAAGAGCCACAAUUACUGCCAUUGUUCCUUUUAAAUCAAUGUCCAGGCAUGCCUACCCUUUCUCAUACAUUCAGCAAUGAAGAUGUUUGCCAACAUUUUAAUCUUAUCUUAAGCAGACUUGUAGAAGAAUAUUAUCUGAAAAAUUUAAUAGAAUGGGUAGAAUAAUUCUCCAAAAUAUUCUCUCUUAUGAUAAAUAAUGCAGGAGAGUAUUCUUUUACAAGUCUAAUAUUAAGUGUUCAAGCAAUUCUACUGACAACACAGUUACUCCAGUACACAAAGAAGAGGGAAGGUCGCUAUUGUUAUAAAAAAGCGAAUUUACUGUGGAAAUUGACUUUGGCAAAUAGCAGCAGGGUCUGUUCCGGAGAAGUUCCACGAAGUCAAAAAAGCCCGUUAAGAUCUGUGUGUACUCAGUACCUCUCAGAAACCAAUAAAUAUAUAGCACAUUAUAGAUGGAAAUACAUUACAUUUAUUUUUAGACUAACUCCAGUUAGUUGUGAGUUAUACAGAGUUUUGUGGUAGUAGAAUAAAUGUUUACAAAGCACAAAUGACAUAGUUAAUAUGUAACAGUGUGAUGAAGUUCUUUUCUGUAUAUUACUUCUUAGUACUGCAACCUGAUCUGAAAUAAAUUUGUGUAAAUGGGA